Choloepus didactylus (southern two-toed sloth) is the source of this 2353-nucleotide messenger RNA. RefSeq names its product chloride intracellular channel 4 (gene CLIC4). NCBI's taxonomy places the organism in Eukaryota, Metazoa, Chordata, Mammalia, Pilosa, Megalonychidae. The record is from RefSeq and is a predicted model, not a curated record. The transcript has 6 exons. The coding region runs from base 176 to 937 and encodes 253 amino acids.
GGCUCCGGCUGCGGCCGUCUGAGAGUCGCGCGCGGGGCGUGAGGCGGUGCUGCGAGGCCGAGGUCGCUGCGAGCUCGACGCCGGGACUCUUGAAGGAAGCGCAGCGCCGCGGGAGCCGGCAGCCAGAGCAGCCUCGGAGCAGCAGCAGCCGCCGUCCGAGCCCACCAAGCCGGCCAUGGCGUUGUCGAUGCCACUGAACGGGCUGAAGGAGGAGGACAAAGAGCCCAUCAUCGAGCUCUUCGUCAAGGCUGGCAGUGACGGUGAAAGCAUAGGAAACUGCCCGUUUUCCCAGAGGCUCUUCAUGAUUCUUUGGCUGAAAGGCGUUGUAUUUAGUGUCACUACUGUUGACCUGAAAAGGAAGCCUGCAGACCUGCAGAACUUGGCUCCCGGGACCCACCCACCAUUUAUAACUUUCAACAAUGAAGUCAAAACGGAUGUAAAUAAGAUUGAGGAAUUUCUUGAAGAAGUCUUAUGCCCUCCCAAGUACUUAAAGCUUUCACCAAAACACCCAGAAUCAAAUACUGCUGGAAUGGACAUCUUUGCCAAAUUCUCUGCAUAUAUCAAGAAUUCAAGGCCAGAGGCUAAUGAAGCACUGGAGAGGGGUCUCUUGAAAACACUUCAGAAACUGGACGAAUAUCUGAAUUCUCCCCUCCCUGAUGAAAUUGACGAGAAUAGUAUGGAGGAUAUUAAAUUUUCCACACGUAAAUUUCUGGAUGGCAAUGAAAUGACAUUAGCUGAUUGCAACCUGCUGCCCAAACUGCACAUUGUCAAGGUGGUGGCCAAAAAGUAUCGCAAUUUUGAUAUCCCGAAAGGAAUGACUGGCAUCUGGAGAUACUUAACUAAUGCUUAUAGCAGGGAUGAGUUCACCAAUACCUGUCCCAGUGACAAGGAGGUUGAAAUAGCAUAUAGUGAUGUAGCCAAAAGACUCACCAAGUAAAUGGCACUUAUGAGAGAGAUGUCUUCACAUCUUCCCCUAACAGAAUAUGCUUUUUUUUAACAGACUGCUCCUCUUCCUAUAAAGUAGAAAUUUUAUUUUGCAUGAAUAUGCAGUUAUUCAAGAUUAGGAUAAAGGAUAGACAAGGUAUAGUAGCUAUCUUAAAAUAUACACUCCCAAGCAGUAUUAUUUUAAAAUUCCCUUACUCUGCCUACCUCCCCUCCCGGUAUCCCCCUCUCCUCUAAUUUGGAGACAUUCCAUUAUAAAGUUUUCAAUGUAGAGGCAGUUUGCCACCUCUCUGAGCCCUCACCAUACACUGUGGAUAGAUGGCAGAACUCUCGAGGUGCGGUGUUUAACUGUUAAAGUGGUAGCCAUGACUUCAUCAGUCUGCCCCCAAAAUGGUGCAUAACGCAUGGUACAAGGAGUAUUUAUGUAUUUUUGGAAUUUUAUAAUAGUUAGUAAAAGUAUAUGAAAGGAUUGCUACUGUAUCAGAAAUAUUCUGUUUCAAUUUAGUCUAUCCUGGAUAUGUGCUAAAGGAUAUUACCACCGAUGAAGAGAUCCUUUUAUGAAUAGUCACUACAGAUUUUGCUAGUUUGCUUUGUAGAUGAAUUUUUAUUUUUAUCUAAUAGCAUUUAUCAUUUAUACCAGUUGUAACAUCUGAUCCUAUGUAGAAGCUGAAAGUUUAGAGGGAGGGGAAGGUAGUCUUAAGAUCUUCCUCAAGCAUUUAAUCCUUAUGAGAGAAACCGAUGAACACCUGAUAAUCUAUCUAAAUCUGUUAUUUGUUACAUGCAAUUUGCCCAGUGCCAUUCAUUUGGAAUAUUAUUGCUUUCUUCAAGUUUGUUUUUAUUUUUAAAAGCUCCUUUUUUUGGGUAAACAUAGGUCUAUACCUUUGUAGAUCUUUUGAGCAACACUACAUAGACUAAUAUUUAGUUGAUUUAGCUGUAGCAGCACAAUGAUUAGUGAUGUAAACUAACACUUAUACAGAAAUUAACCUAAGGAAUGUGGGGUGGGUUUGUCAAAAUAUUAAGUAAAAUAUUGUUUCUAAAGCACAUUUAAUGUAGAUAAUUUUUGUAAAGAAUGGAUUAUUCAUCCUAUAUUAAAAGCAAGAUAAAAUACACAGAUUAUCAAUGCCCACCUUCACCCCCCCAAAUUUAUUGUUAGACUUUGGGUACAGGAUCAUUCACUCCUUUUGGACUGAAAUAUUGUGUUGUGGUGAGUGUGUAUUUACUUCAGUUUUGCCUAAUCUCAAUCAGUGUACUUCACUGAAUUAAGUUUUUUCUAUAGCCAUGUUGAGAAAUAGCACUCUGCAUGAAUUUUGUUUUUUGUUUUUUAUAUUGAAGUCCUAUACCAGGAAUUAUUUGUCUCUAACAGGGAAGGAGGAACUUAGUGAAAAUAAAACAAAAGUUUGCUAUUUAUUUA